Molecule: messenger RNA, 1631 nt
Organism: Diceros bicornis minor
Lineage: Eukaryota; Metazoa; Chordata; Mammalia; Perissodactyla; Rhinocerotidae
Product: TBC1 domain family member 16
Exons: 9
Coding region: 3-1571 (522 amino acids)
Biological process (GO): activation of GTPase activity
Cellular component (GO): early endosome
Molecular function (GO): GTPase activator activity
Source: RefSeq, a predicted model, not a curated record
GCAUGGACAGAGAAACGUGUGGCCAUCACUUGACCUGCUCCACCAGCUCCCCCUCCAGCGCGGACGCACCCCUGCGCUUCCCAGACAGCAACGGCCUCCUGCAGACGCCGCGCUGGGACGAGCCGCAAAGGGCGUGUGCCCUGGAGCAGAUCUGUGGCGUGUUCCGUGUGGACCUGGGGCAGAUGCGCUCCCUCCGCCUUUUCUUCAGCGACGAGGCCUGCAGCAGCGGCCAGCUGGUUGUGGCCAGCCGGGAGAGCCAGUACAAGGUUUUCCACUUCCACCGCGGCGGCCUGGACAAGCUGUCAGAUGUGUUUCAGCAGUGGAAAUACUGUGCCGGGACGCACCUCCAAGACCAGCAGGCCACCAACGAAAAGACAUGCAUGCAGUUCUCCAUCCGACGACCCAAACUGCCCUCGUCCGAGACGCACCCCGAGGAGAGCGUGUACAGAAGGCUGGACGUCUCCGCCUGGCUGCGCCACCUGAACGAGCUGGGCCAGGUGGAGGAGGAGUACAAGCUGCGCAAGGCCAUUUUCUUCGGCGGCAUUGAUGUGUCAAUCCGGGGGGAGGUCUGGCCCUUCCUGCUGCAUUAUUACAGCCACGAGUCAACAUCGGAGGAAAGGGAGGCGCUUCGGGUGCAGAAGCGGAAGGAAUAUGCAGAGAUCCAGCAGAAAAGGCUCUCCAUGACUCCUGAAGAGCACAGAGUGUUCUGGCGCAACGUGCAGUUCACCGUGGACAAGGAUGUGGUUCGGACAGAUCGGAGCCACCGGUUCUUCCGAGGCGAAGGCAAUCCCAACGUGGAGAGCAUGAGGAGGAUCCUGCUGAACUACGCCAUGUACAACCCGGCCAUCGGCUACUCCCAGGGCAUGUCAGACCUGGUGGCACCCAUCCUGGCCGAGGUCCUGGACGAAUCAGACACCUUCUGGUGCUUUGUGGGUUUGAUGCAGAACACGAUCUUUGUCAGCUCUCCUCGGGACGAGGACAUGGAGAAACAGCUGCUGUACCUGCGGGAGCUGCUGCGGCUGAUGCACCUGCGCUUCUACCAGCACCUGGUCUCACUGGGCGAGGACGGCCUGCAGAUGCUCUUCUGCCACCGCUGGCUCCUGCUGUGCUUCAAGCGGGAGUUCCCCGAGGCUGAGGCGCUGCGCAUCUGGGAGGCCUGCUGGGCCCACUACCAGACAGAUUACUUCCACCUGUUCAUCUGCGUGGCCAUCGUGGCCAUCUACGGGGAUGAUGUUGUUGAGCAGCAGCUAGCCACUGACCAGAUGCUCCUGCACUUUGGAAACCUGGCCAUGCACAUGAAUGGGGAGCUCGUUCUGAGGAAGGCGAGGAGUUUGCUGUAUCAGUUUCGCCUCUUGCCCCGGAUCCCCUGCAGCCUGCACGACUUGUGUAAGCUGUGUGGGACCGGCAUGUGGGACAGCGGUUACAUACCUGCUGUGGAGUGCACGGGCCACCACCUGGGGUCGGACAGCUGUCCCUAUGGGGGCAUGGUGGAGACGCCAUCACCCAAGCCCGCCAGAGAAGGCAAGAAGGGCCCAAAGACGCUGCGGGAAGGCUUUGGUGUCCGCAGAUAGGUUGGGCUCCCUGUGCUGGACGAGGGUUGAGGGGACCUCGCUGGAGGUCCCGAGCAUGUG